Molecule: messenger RNA, 282 nt
Organism: Enterobius vermicularis (human pinworm)
Lineage: Eukaryota; Metazoa; Nematoda; Chromadorea; Rhabditida; Oxyuridae
Source: the annotation of a GenBank genome assembly
AUGGUUUGCGGUCCAAAGUGUUCCGGGUUUCUUUUGUUCAUCUCACUUUGGGGAACACUAUUCCUGCUUGUUGUUGGUGGUUUAUUUUAUAAUGAAAGCGUUGGACUGUUGGAAGAUAUACCUAAAGAAACAAAUAAAUCAGCGCCGUGGGAUGUAAGAAUAAAUGAUAUAAAGGAUCUUUAUCAUCAAAAUGCUUACAAUUCUUGGGUAGCUGCAGCAAUUAAUUUCGCCAUAUUUGUAUUAUCCAGUAUUCGAUUAUGGUGUCUUUGCAGGACCAAAUAG